AACACUCUCUCUUCCCAAAUCUCCUUCAAAUUCACCAAACCCUAAUUCUCCUCUGUUUCUCAAUGGCGAUUUCAUCACCCGCCGCUACUUCUUCUUCCUCAACUAAACUCCUCACUUCUCCACCAUCCAUCUCCAUCUCCACUUCCACUAAACCAAACUCCAUAACUCUCUCUUCCUCCUUCCUCCCUUCAAUCACAUCCCUCUCCAUCACAACCUCAACCACACCCUCCCCUCACCGUCUCCUCCGCCGCGCCUUCACAGUUCGCGCGGCGAGAGGUAAAUUCGAACGCAAGAAACCUCACGUCAACAUAGGAACAAUAGGUCACGUCGACCAUGGCAAAACAACCCUAACCGCAGCUUUAACAAUGGCUUUAGCUUCAAUGGGAAACAGCGUAGCUAAAAAAUACGACGAGAUAGACGCAGCUCCUGAAGAAAGAGCUCGUGGUAUCACAAUCAACACUGCGACGGUCGAGUACGAAACAGAGAAUCGUCAUUACGCUCAUGUUGAUUGUCCUGGUCACGCUGAUUACGUCAAGAACAUGAUAACAGGUGCUGCUCAGAUGGAUGGUGCGAUUCUUGUUGUGUCUGGUGCUGAUGGACCAAUGCCACAGACUAAAGAACAUAUCUUGUUGGCUAAGCAAGUUGGUGUUCCUGAUAUGGUUGUGUUUCUUAAUAAAGAAGAUCAAGUUGAUGAUGCUGAGCUUUUAGAGCUUGUUGAGCUUGAGGUUCGUGAGCUUUUAACGUCUUAUGAGUUUAAUGGUGAUGAUAUUCCUAUUAUCUCUGGCUCUGCUUUGUUAGCUGUUGAGACUUUGACUGAGAAUCCUAGUGUUAAGAGAGGUGAGAACAAAUGGGUAGAUAAGAUUUAUGAGUUGAUGGAUUCUGUUGAUAGUUAUAUCCCGAUUCCGACUAGGCAGACCGAGUUACCGUUUUUGUUAGCUGUUGAGGAUGUUUUUUCUAUUACUGGCCGUGGUACGGUUGCUACGGGCCGUGUCGAAAGAGGUACUGUUAAGGUUGGGGAGACUGUUGAUUUGGUGGGAUUGAGAGAGACUAGGAAUUAUACGGUUACUGGAGUUGAGAUGUUUCAGAAGAUUCUUGAUGAAGCAAUGGCUGGUGAUAAUGUUGGAUUGUUGCUUAGAGGUAUACAAAAGGCUGAUAUUCAAAGAGGUAUGGUUUUGGCUAAGCCUGGAUCGAUUACUCCGCAUACUAAGUUUGAAGCGAUUGUGUAUGUGUUGAAGAAAGAAGAAGGAGGAAGACAUUCACCGUUUUUCGCGGGGUAUAGGCCUCAGUUUUACAUGAGGACGACUGAUGUUACUGGUAAAGUGACCAAGAUUAUGAAUGAUAAGGACGAGGAAUCGAAGAUGGUUAUGCCCGGUGAUCGGGUUAAGAUUGUUGUUGAGCUUAUUGUGCCUGUUGCUUGUGAACAAGGGAUGAGGUUUGCUAUUAGAGAAGGUGGUAAGACUGUUGGUGCUGGUGUGAUUCAGUCCAUUAUCGAAUGAGAGUUUUUCGCAAUAGCGCGAGCUGAGCUCUUGUUCUUUGCUUUCUUCUUUUGUUUUUGAGAUUACUCUUGGAAAAAAUUGAUUUGAAAUUAGUGUUAUUUUUCUUCUCUUUUUCUCGCCAUUUUUUUAAUAUGAAAAAGACACAUAAUAAACAAUUUCAUAGAUGUUCUCUGGUUUCAAUCUGAAUUGAAAAGCUCACAUUUGUAUGAA
Molecule: messenger RNA, 1706 nt
Organism: Capsella rubella
Lineage: Eukaryota; Viridiplantae; Streptophyta; Magnoliopsida; Brassicales; Brassicaceae
Product: elongation factor Tu, chloroplastic
Exons: 1
Coding region: 63-1496 (477 amino acids)
Biological process (GO): mitochondrial translational elongation
Cellular component (GO): mitochondrion
Molecular function (GO): translation elongation factor activity; GTP binding; GTPase activity
Source: RefSeq, a predicted model, not a curated record